This is a messenger RNA of Aureobasidium melanogenum CBS 110374, 2043 nucleotides long. RefSeq lists its product as uncharacterized. Lineage: Eukaryota; Fungi; Ascomycota; Dothideomycetes; Dothideales; Saccotheciaceae. The transcript has 3 exons. The record is from RefSeq and is a predicted model, not a curated record. The annotation marks the transcript as partial.
AUGUUACGAUGCGCAAUCCUGAAGCGGGUCUCAAAGGAUUUACAACCAUCAUAUCGAAGGUUCCUCUUGUACCAACAAAGCUUGACCGGGAUUUCUUGUCACCAAAAACGACAAGUGGGCUUCUUACCAAUUGUUUCGAGCCAUGAUCUACCUAAAAAGGAAUCGUCAUGGAAUACUGGAUUUGGCACUGGUAUAGAGCCCAAAAUCACACGCGACUCAAGCCAUGAAAGUUCAACGAAUGCUGUGAGCCAGCAUGAAAUCUAUUCUAGCAAAAACAACAGUCAGUCAACUAUCCCUGAGCCACAAACUCGUGGAAGCACCAAAACAUCUCCCGGUGUUGCUGACGCAGACCCUAAUGGAGGCUUUCCUGCUGAGGCAACCCAAUUUUCAGCGUCACUCGCAGAUGGGACUAUCGUUCAUCUAAAAGACAGCCUUAUCACCCUGUCUCAUUUCAAAGACCUAGUCUUGACGAUAUCGCAGAUCUGGAAGCAACACUCCGAUAAGAUUAUCCCUCAGCUAUUUGUACAGAACGUUGGAAUCUCCAUCCAUAAAGGAAUUCACCAUGAUCGCUAUUUUGGCCAGGAUGCUCUCCACACAACGAUCUAUGAUGCCGGAGUGGGAAGAGGUCCACGCAGAAUCUACUCUUACUUAUGGUCCGUUUCUGCCGAUCGUACACAGUUCUCAUGUCUGCAGCACACUGUUAGAUCCAACGAGAGGUGGGCAGGACGCAAGAGUCUACGGAAAGCGCUGAUGAAGGCUCUGAAGAACUACAUCGGAUCUGUUGACCAGCACGGAUCGUUGGAAUUGCUCUCUUCACCUGUGUCUCAUGCUUGCUGUUCUCGAUUCGAGCAGUACGAAAGGUGUUUCGCUUAUGACACUUCACCCUCAAAUAUAGUGAAACCCAUGUCUAUAAUCCUAGAUGAGCACGCUGUUAUCAGUCCAGUCCCCGACCCUGAUGCAGCGGUGACUCGUGAGGAGUUGUUGUCUCUAGCAGCACCAAUCUGGCAAUGGUGGCGACGUGAGCGACCGUUAGUGCGUGAGAACGUGCAAAAUCAUAUUACCAACAUCCGAAUCAUGUACGUGGCUCGGUCGAAUGGGGUCACACAAGCUAACAUCUGGAAGAUGAGCUUGAUUUCCGACGUCAGCCUCUCCAGGAGUGUUCACCAAAUCUUUGUUUCGAACAUCGAUGGCUCAUUCAAGAGUUCUGUUAUCGAGUCUACCGACGAAUUGGAGAUCCUUCGUCCUGGCACAGAUAAGUUAUUGCGGGACAUUGCUCUAGUGUUUCUGAAGAACAACAUCGGGUGGAUCGACAGUGCAGGAAGUCUGAAAGUGGAAAGGUAUCCAAAGUACAAGUCGUUGGUCGAUAACAUCAAAGGCAGAAAGCCGACUUCUGCGCACCCUCAAGCCUCCCUCUCGCUUGGAAACUCAACGGCACCUGAACCGGAAGCUAGCUCCGAAGGCAAAGGGACGGGUCUUGACGAUAUCUCUGGAGGAGGAGCAGUUGCUGAAUCGAAGUCAGACAAAAGAGAACAAGCGCAGCAUGCUACAAGCGAAGGAAACCAAAGAAGCAGAGAUGAGAAUGCAACACGCGUGAAAAAACGCAACCUGCUUGUGUCCGCAACAUUGCCCGAUGGAACGCUCGUGAUACCCAGCUUCAAACUCUGUCAAGAAAUGGACAAAGGAGUUGGGAAAAGCUUCAGCUUUAUUCUGCAAAUCAUAUCACAGUGGCGAGCGCAAUCUCGUAACGACCUUAAGCACGAGUAUCACAGAAAGGCUUCGCUGGUAUAUGUUUUUCCAAAAGCAUCAGAGAGCUCUUUUAACGUCGAGAUAUUCCGCAAGGAAUCCAAUUGGUUCGAUCAGCCCAUGACCCGCUAUAAGUUAUAUCACGCUCCCUCAGCGGAAGGCUGUUUGUACGUCGAUUUCAAGCCUUUGUCUGGGACUGUUCUCGAUCGACGCAAACUUGGCGCGUGGAAAAAUGUAUUACUGGACAACUUCAGAUUCAGUCUGAGGAAUCACGUUGGAGUAGUGGAUCAAGCUGGUGUU